AUGGAAAGAGAAUUAGAUGAAAGGUUCUUACACAUGUGUGACCAGCUCUUUGACCUUGACCGAGUCACCUACAUCACUAACUUCAACCAGAAGAUUUUGUUUGGUUUUUUCAGUACAAAUACACAUUUGCCCAUGAUGUCAACAGAAUCUGUAGAGAUUGAUGAUGCAUUAUACAGUCGACAGAGGUACGUUCUUGGAGACACAGCAAUGCAGAAGAUGGCCAAGUCCCAUAUUUUCUUAAGUGGUAUGGGUGGUCUUGGUUUGGAAAUUGCAAAGAAUCUUGUUCUUGCAGGAAUUAAGGCACUUACAAUUCAUGAUGUAGAGAAAUGCCAAGCAUGGGAUCUAGGAACCAAUUUCUUUCUCUGUGAAGAUGAUGUUGUUAAUAUGAGAAACAGGGCUGAAGCUGUUCUUCAACAUAUUGCAGAACUAAAUCCAUAUGUUCAUGUUACAUCAUCUUCUCUUCCUUUAAAUGAAACCACAGAUCUCUCCUUCUUAGAUAAAUACCAGUGUGUAGUAUUGACUGAGAUCAGACUUCCAUUGCAGAAGAAAAUCAAUGAGUUUUGCCGUUCUCAGUGCCCUCCAAUUAAGUUCAUUAGUGCAGAUAUACAUGGAAUUUGGUCACGGUUGUUUUGUGAUUUUGGUGAUGAAUUUGAAGUUUUAGAUACAACAGGAGAAGAACCAAAAGAAAUCUUCAUUUCAAAUAUCACGCAAGCUAAUCCUGGCAUUGUCACCUGCCUUGAAAAUCGUCCUCACAAACUUGAGACAGGACAAUUUCUAACAUUUCGAGAAAUUAAUGGAAUGACAGGCUUAAAUGGAUCUACACAACAAAUAACUGUGGUAUCACCAUUUUCUUUUAGCAUUGGUGAUACUACAGGACUGGAACCUUAUUUACAUGGAGGCAUAGCUGUCCAAGUUAAGACUCCUAAAACAUUUUACUUUGAGUCAUUGGAGAAGCAGAUAAAACACCCAAAGUGCCUUAUUGCGGAUUUUAGCAAACCUGAGGCACCUAUAGAGAUUCACACAGCUAUGCUUGCCUUGGACCAAUUUCAGGAGAACUACGGUCGCAAGACAAAUAUUGGAUGCAAAAAUGAUGAAAAAGAGCUGUUGAAACUAGCAACAUCUAUAAGGGAAACCUUGGAAGAGAAGCCUGACGUAAAUGCUGACGUUGUGCGCUGGCAGAUCCUGGACCCUUCCAAGACUGGGCUCUCUGCCAGGACUCGGCCCCCUGACUGGACUCCUAGCUCGGACCUGACAGCAGAGGAGCUGAAAUACGGUGACAUCCACAAGAUUGGGGCCAUGAUCGCCCCUUUGCACUUCCUGGAGGUGAAACUGGGCAAGAGGCCGCAACCUGUGAAAAGUGGGCUAGACGAGGAGUGGAGGAGGAAAAGGCGCCAGGAAAAGAACAAAGUGGAUGCAGUCCGAUGCCGGAACAAAAAGGAGUGGAUGGAGUUUCUGCAGUGGGAAUCUGAAUGGUUAGAGCUCAUGAAUGCAGAGCUGAAAACCCAGAUGGAGGAGCUGAAGCAGGAGCAGCAGCAGCUCAUCCUGAUGCUCAACCGGCAUCGCCCCAUCUGCAUCAUCAGGACCAACAUUAUUUUUUUUAUCUUCUACUUUAAGUUAUACAUUGAAGCAGCAGAUAUUGUCGAGUUCCUAAGCAAACUGGAACGGGAAGAAUUUCUCCCACGAGGAGAUAGAUAUGAUGCCUUGCGAGCCUGCAUUGGAGACACUUUGUGUCAGAAGCUACAAAAUUUGAAUAUCUUCUUAGUAGGAUGUGGAGCCAUAGGCUGUGAAAUGUUAAAAAAUUUUGCUUUACUUGGUGUUGGCACAAGCAAAGAGAAGGGAAUGGUUACAAUUACAGAUCCUGACUUGAUAGAAAAAUCUAACUUGAACAGGCAGUUCUUAUUUCGUCCUCAUCACAUACAGAAACCUAAAAGCUAUACUGCUGCUGAUGCCACCCUGAAAAUAAAUCCUCAAGUAAAAAUAGAUGCACACUUGAACAAAGUAUGUCCAGCCACUGAGGCUAUUUACAGUGAUGAGUUCUAUAAUAAACAAGAUAUAAUUAUUACAGCAUUAGAUAAUGUGGAAGCCAGGAGAUAUGUAGACAGCCGUUCUGUAGCAAAUCUACGGCCCCUCCUGGAUUCUGGAACAAUGGGCACUAAGGGACACACUGAAGUUAUUGUACCUCAUUUGACCGAAUCUUAUAGUAGUCAUCGGGAUCCCCCAGAAGAGGAAAUACCAUUCUGUACUCUGAAAUCCUUUCCAGCUGCUAUCGAACAUACUAUACAAUGGGCAAGAGAUAAGUUUGAAAGUUCCUUUUCCCACAAGCCUUCAUUAUUUAACAAGUUUUGGCAGACCUAUUCAUCUGCAGAAGAAGUCUUACAGAAGCUACAAACUGGACACAGUUUAGAAGGCUCAUUUCAAGUUAUUAAAUUACUUAGCAGAAGACCUAGAAAUUGGUCCCAGUGUGUAGAGUUAGCAAGAUUAAAGUUUGAAAAAUAUUUUAACCAUAAGGCUCUUCAGCUUCUUCACUGUUUCCCCCUAGAUACUCGAUUAAAAGAUGGCAGUUUGUUUUGGCAGUCACCAAAGAGACCUCCCUGUCCAAUAAAAUUUGAUUUCAAUGAACCUUUGCACUUCAGUUUUCUUCUGAAUGCUGCAAAAUUAUAUGCUACAAUCUAUUGCAUUCCAUUUACAGAAGAGGACAUAUCAGCAGGUGCCCUCUUGAAUAUUCUUUCAGAAGUAAAGAUUCAGGAAUUCAAACCUUCCAGUAAGGUUGUUCAAACAGAUGAAACAGCACGGAAACCAGACCAGAUUCCUAUCAGCAGUGAAGAUGAGAGGAAUGCUAUUUUCCAACUAGAAAAGAUUAUGUCAUCUAAUGAAGCUACCACAAGUGACCUUCAGAUGGCAGUCCUUUCAUUUGAAAAAGAUGAUGAUCGUAAUGGACACAUAGAUUUCAUCACAGCUGCAUCAAAUCUUCGAGCUAAAAUGUAUAGCAUUGAACCAGCUGACCGUUUCAAAACAAAGCGCAUAGCUGGUAAAAUUAUACCUGCUAUAGCAACAACCACUGCUGCAGUUUCUGGCUUGGUUGCAUUGGAGAUGAUCAAAGUAGCUGCUGGCUGUCCCUUUGAAGCUUACAAAAAUUGUUUCCUUAACUUAGCCAUUCCAAUUAUAGUGUUUACAGAAACAUCUGAAGUAAGAAAAACUGAAAUCAGAAAUGGAAUAUCAUUUACAAUUUGGGACCGAUGGACUAUACAUGGAAAAGAAGAUUUCACCCUCUUGGAUUUUAUAAAUGCUGUCAAAGAAAAGUAUGGAAUUGAGCCAACAAUGGUGGUACAGGGAGUCAAAAUGCUUUAUGUUCCUAUAAUGCCUGGUCAUGCAAAAAGAUUGAAGUUAACAAUGCAUAAACUUGUGAAACCUACUACUGAAAAGAAAUAUGUGGACCUUACUGUGUCAUUUGCCCCAGACACUGAUGGAGAUGAAGAUUUGCCUGGACCUCCAGUAAGAUACUACUUUAGUCAUGACACUGAUUAACAGAAGUUGUCUUAAAGUUGCUGCAGCACUUCUUUGAUUUUAGAAAGAGUGACUUAAUUCAGAGCUGCAAAAUGAGCUCAUAUUACUAAUGGAUUUCUCUUUGAGGAAACCUUAAUUUAAGGGACAUAACAUCAGGAAACUACACUGAAGAAUUGCAAAACGUUUUGGAGCAUAGUAUAUACUUGUUAUGUGGACAUGAUCACAAGCAACUUUGAAUUGGAAUGCCAUUUUAUAAUGCUUACAACAAAUUUGUGUAUUAUCCUCUCUGGAUGAAUAGAAGGAAAAAAUAUGUAUCCAUGGCCAGAAGAGAUAAAAGAUUUAAAAAAAUUAAAGUAACAAAUGCAACUAUCCACAAAGUUUAAUCCUAUUUUAUGAAUUUCUUAUUUGUUUAGUUUUUUGAGGCCUGUUUUUCUAUACAAAUAGUGUCAGGCACCCUGUACCUCUCAUGAUUAGACUUUGAAUUUAACACCAGUGGGAAGUGGAGAGAUGGUGAAUGAAGAGUAGACAUUUUAAGUUUUAUAGUUGCAGUUUACUGUCCUAUUACCUCUGCUAGUUUAACCAGAGUUUGUUAUAUCACCGUCUCCCAAAAAUCAGGAUUUUGUUGAUAGCAUCAGUGUUGUAAGCCAUGAGCAGUAGGUCAGAUAACUAAAUGUAAACUGUAUUACAUGGACUCUGAUAACCCUCUUAGAGAAUCCGUGAAUGUGAAUAGAUGUAGCUAAUCAUUUGAUUCUUCACUAUGCCUUCUCAUGUGGCCGUUUUAUUUAUUUGGAACUCUAGACCUAAUUGUCAUAGUAUGUAAGACUAAAAGGUUUUGUGAAGGGAGUGUUUUUUAAAAGUAGUUGAAAACUAGAAAUUAAAAAAUUAUCACUAGUUGAGUCUUGGAUUUUUUUUUCCAGCAAUGUAAUAAACAGGAAAAAAAUAAUUUAAUAUUUUAUGUUAAAAAGAAACGUAUUAUUUUAUUCUGCAUUCCCAGAAAGGGAAUAAAAAUAAAAAUUUAUUUUUUUAGGUCUUUGAUGACAGAAACUUUGUGUUUUCUGAUAUGAGCUGUUGCAUAUGUUCAUAUAAGUGCUAUCAUUAAAAUGACAUAAAGUAUACUCAACCCUGUAAACUCAAUGAAAACAGCAAGUGUUUCUUUUUCUAAAACUACCGUGUAUUUUAAAGCAAGUUUAACCCACAGAAGUCAUUUUCCUCUAGCUGCUUUUCUUCUGCUCCCCUGUUCAGACCAUUAGUAGGUACUUUGAUAAAACUAAAUUCACAUCAGUAUUACUCCAAUUAGGUAUAUUUUUAUAUCCUCAACUUUUAUUUUAUUUACAAAUACUUUAAAUGACUGUCAACCAGCUUUGUUAUUUUAUUCUUUUGUAAAAGUACUAUCCAGUUGAGAAAAUAAAUUUCUUUAGGAGUAGAAGGUGAAAUUGUAUGGUUAACAGAUAGAUAAUCUGUGCAUUGGGAAGUGGAGAGAAGUGGACAGGAUGAAUUUAAAGGAAAUGGCUAUCUUUGAAAUAAGCAAUUUUUGGUUCCUCAUAUCCUACUCUAUCCAGUUGUGCAUAUUAGAAAUAUAAUGCUUAAAAUUAAUGUUACUUAAAAUUGAACCCAGAAACAUCAGAGUUCUAUGGCUUAGAACUUUAGAGGGAAGGAAUAAUAAAAGGACUUUUCUGUAAGAAGCCUUUUUCCCACUUUUAUAUUGUUUUGUGCUCCAUGAUAGUAACUGAUAUUUUCCAGGUAGCCAUUCAGUAAGUCAGCUAUGAUCUAAUAGCUUGUUUAUCAUUUGAUGUAAAUGUCCAAAUCUCUUCCAAAGUAAACUCAGAAUGUGCUCUCAAUUCUUAUUUAUAGAGACCAGCGCAUUAGCAGAUACAAACAAAAUCAACAGGGAUUAAACCUGAAACCCUUUUGUUGUUGUUGUUGUUGUUUUCUGUAGGUAAUAGUUAUUGCCAUUAAUUUCUUCUGUUUAGUUCUACCUAGCUGGAAAACCAAGAUGAAGUUAAUGACAAUUUUUUUCAUUCUCUAGUUUAUUUCUGUACUAUGAUGUUAGUACUAGUGAUUGCAAUACCAGGUGCAAAAAAUUAAUUAUUUAAUUUUGUAUGGUACCACUGAGUAAUUUUUUACUUGCUAAAAAUAAAUUAAGAAAUUUGACAAUA
Molecule: messenger RNA, 5660 nt
Organism: Myotis davidii
Lineage: Eukaryota; Metazoa; Chordata; Mammalia; Chiroptera; Vespertilionidae
Gene: UBA6
Product: ubiquitin like modifier activating enzyme 6
Exons: 34
Coding region: 1-3525 (1174 amino acids)
Biological process (GO): regulation of DNA-templated transcription; protein sumoylation
Cellular component (GO): cytoplasm; SUMO activating enzyme complex
Molecular function (GO): SUMO activating enzyme activity; DNA-binding transcription factor activity
Source: RefSeq, a predicted model, not a curated record